This is a messenger RNA of Trichobilharzia szidati, 1632 nucleotides long. NCBI's taxonomy places the organism in Eukaryota, Metazoa, Platyhelminthes, Trematoda, Strigeidida, Schistosomatidae. The record is from the annotation of a GenBank genome assembly.
CGGGGAUAUGAAUUAUCUCAACCUCUAGGUCAAAGUCUACUGUCUUAAUGUUCACACUAAAGUUUCAACAUGAACAAAUCAGAACGAUCCACAUGGAAGUCAUUGCAGUAUGGAUGCGUUAGUGGAGUAAUUAGUACAAUAAUUUGUCAACCGUUGGAUGUCAUGAAAACACGUUUACAAACCAAAGUUAUUCUUGGGUAAUUUAAAGGACAUGGUUUGUGAGGAUAUCACAUUCCAUUUAAAAUAUAUUCUCAAUGAAGUUAUUCUUAUUUAAAAGUUUCUCCGACUUGGUACCACGUCAUUUCGUCCGAGAUGUAUUGCGGGAUGUUAGGAAUACCAUAAGAAUACAUGAACUUGGAGGGGCGAAUACAUGUAAAUUAUAUCUUUUUAGUGGGACUAAUCCAUUUCGAUUGCUUUUAUUUUCUCCAUACAUUCCUCAUAAUCUGUUGUUCGGGAGGUACUUAGUGAAGAUUUGGGUUUGGAUGAGUUCUUUCAUGUCCAAUUGAAGAUACUUGAAGAUGCUUAGCCUACUGAUUUUAAGCAGACUGUUGUUCGUGUAGAGAUUGUUACUGGCUCACACAAAGAAAGUUUCUCUCCUGAAUUUAUACAGCUCCGAAUUUAAGCAUUACUAAUGAUAGUUACGGAUGAAAAUCAUGUUUGUAGUCUGCUAUGACACUCUGCAUUGCGGAAAUAAAUAAAGAGGACAGAUUGCCUCCGUUGGGAAUUGUACAAGCUAUGGGGCAAGUCUACUCAACCAAUUCCACAAUCACUGGUGGUUCCACUUCUUUACCACGUGUUAUACAAGUUUGUGGGAGAUUGAGGAAUUUUUGGACUGGAACAUAUCCUUCUUUGUGGCGUUGUGUUCCGGGGGUUGGUGCUUAUUUUAUGUGCCUUAAUGCUUUGCAAGAUAUAACAGAUAGAUGGAAUAUCCUAACGCCUAGUACUGCAAAUACACCGACAACUGCUGUCAAAUCGUUCAUGUUAGCGUUUACAGCUCGUGGUAUCGUCGCCUUCUGUUUAGAUCCAUUUGUUGUCAUUAAAACUCAAUUGGAAUCUGGUCUUUAUUCACAAGAUCGUAGAAGUAUGCUACGUACAUUUCAGAGAAUUUAUUCUUCAGCAAAAUGGAGAGGUUUGUACAGUGGUGUUUGGGCGACAAUUAUGCGAGAUUGUCCUUAUUCCGGUUUGUAUCUAGCUGCAUAUACUAGUCUACGUCAGUAUACAGGUCUUUAUUCUCCAUUCCAGAAAAAUAUUGAUGCUGCUGAUGACGGUAAUGUUAAGUCUUUCCUUUAUGUAUCUGGAUGUGCUGCAUUGGCUGCCUGUUUUGCAACUACACUUACACAUCCAGCUGAUUUAUUACGUGUUCAUCGCCAGCUGCUUAUCCGAGAAACAUGUCAUCAGCACCACAACCACCAACAACAACAGCAACACCAAUCGCCAACGAAUCGAAAUGCCAGUACUUAUAAAAAUCAGAAGACAGCUGAUAAACAACAACUAUCCUCCUUAUUUCAAAUAUUUCAAAGUAUUUAUACAAAAUAUGGUGUUAAAGGAUUAUGCCAAGGUUUAAGUUUAAGACUGAUUAGACGAACAAUAUUUGGUGUUACCUCUUGGACGUUAUAUGAAUUUUUCACCUGA